AUGAAGCACAUGCCAUUCAGAGAGAUUGCGCAAUUGUGCUGUCGUCUGCAGUCGAGUCAAGGCAACGACACCCGCAUUCAAAGUGCCGUAAUUGAUUCAAUUCGCUCACAGGUGCUGGACGGUAGCACGCUUCCGCUAGUUAUGCAGCGGCUGGUGAAGGACGGAAACUGGAAACUUGCGUUAUGUGUUAUUAAAAGCCAUCACUUAGACAAGGCUGGAAUUAGGCGAGAUCAUAAUAUUUGGCCCAUUAUGGAGCGUGCAGCACCCUGCGAUGAGAGCCGCAGUGCAAUGCGGAAGGCACUCAUAACUUUGUUUGCCUCGACAUGUUGUUUUCACAGGCGGAGCUAA
Trypanosoma brucei brucei TREU927 is the source of this 348-nucleotide messenger RNA. RefSeq lists its product as hypothetical. The record is from RefSeq and is a predicted model, not a curated record. The transcript has a single exon. Lineage: Eukaryota; Euglenozoa; Kinetoplastea; Trypanosomatida; Trypanosomatidae. The coding region runs from base 1 to 348 and encodes 115 amino acids.